Messenger RNA from Diospyros lotus (date-plum), 692 nucleotides. RefSeq lists its product as uncharacterized. The record is from RefSeq and is a predicted model, not a curated record. NCBI's taxonomy places the organism in Eukaryota, Viridiplantae, Streptophyta, Magnoliopsida, Ericales, Ebenaceae. The transcript has a single exon. Bases 107 to 553 code for a protein of 148 amino acids.
UUGGCAAAUUCAUGGUUACACCUCGUCUUCUUCCAGCUCCAGCCUAAUCCUCUGCAACGGUAUCUGAAAUCACAGCAAGUCAACUGAUGAAUCAAGUGAAGAAGAAAUGGAGGAAACCACGUGGGAGCAUAAACUCCAUGCCCUAACCCACAUCCUAACCCACCCCACCGCCACCCCAACCCUCCCCUCUCAACUCUUCGUCUCCGCCCAAAUCCCCUGCUACCUCCGCUGGGAUUACCCCCCGAUCCUCUGCCCCGACCAAUCCGCUGCCUUCCACCUCCGAUGGGCCCUCUCUCUCUACCUCAGAAGGCUAUCAAGAUUCGGGCUCCCAUCCACCUCGUGGCGGUCCAAGUGCCCCUACCAGCUGCCGCCGCCGGUGGUUCUCGCAGAAGGAGUGGGCGAGGCCCAGUGGGGCGAAGCGCAGAGGAGAGAGUACGUGAGGAAGAGGCUCAACAGGAAGCGUCUGGGCAGCGACGUCCAUCCUCUCAUUCCCAUCUUGAUCCCUAAUCUUUUCUUGUUCUCCCUCUUGCUCUGGAAUCCCUAUGUUCCCUGAAUUACUUUUUAUACCUUCUACCCAAGUUUGUAACUCUUGCUAUUGUGAAUCCAUAUUUGCUCUGUAACUUCUUCUGAUGCUUGUUACCUGUUUGAAGAAAUUUCGCUGGGAUUUUACAUAGAAACGCAUUUUCAUUUUA